GGGCAGGAGGCUUUCUGGAGGCUCAGCCGGGUCGAGUUCAGCUUCGACACCAGCGAACGCACCUACUUCAAGGACGCCUUCGAGCCCGGAAAGCACACAGUCAGCUCGCACCGGCUCUCUGCCCUGGUCACCCCAGCUGGGAAGUCCUACGAGUGCCAGGCGCAGCAGACCAUCUCCCUCAGCUCUGGCGACCACCAGAAGUCUGUGCAGCUCCUGCUGUCGGAAGUGCGCAUCCAGCCCUUCGACAUCACCGCGGAUUUUGUCUUCAGUGAAGAACACAAGUGCCCAGUGGACCAGAGGGAGCAGUUGGAAGAAACCCUGCCGCUGAUUUUGGGCCUGAUUCUGGGGUUGGUUAUCGUGAUAACCCUCUGUGUUUACCAUAUCCACCACAAGCUGACGGCCAACCAAGUGCAGAUUCCUCGGGACAGAUCUCAGUACAAACACAUGGGAUAG
Messenger RNA from Apaloderma vittatum (bar-tailed trogon), 453 nucleotides. It is a transcript of the gene LAMP5, whose product is annotated as lysosomal-associated membrane protein family, member 5. NCBI's taxonomy places the organism in Eukaryota, Metazoa, Chordata, Aves, Trogoniformes, Trogonidae. The transcript is spliced from 3 exons. Gene Ontology annotation, cellular component: membrane. The annotation marks the transcript as partial. The record is from RefSeq and is a predicted model, not a curated record.